This is a messenger RNA of Pseudonaja textilis, 897 nucleotides long. The record is from RefSeq and is a predicted model, not a curated record. Lineage: Eukaryota; Metazoa; Chordata; Lepidosauria; Squamata; Elapidae.
GUCUUCAAGCCAAUAGCUGAGAAGUUUGGUUUGAUUUUAGACUGUGACAUAAAAAGGAGGGGCUACUAUCCUAAAGGGGGUGGUGAAGUGGUUGUCCGAAUGUCUCCGGUUAAGCAGCUAAACCCAAUCAAUUUAACUGACCGUGGUACAGUGACCAAGAUACAUGGAAGAGCCUUUGUAGCUGGGGCUUUGCCAAUCAAAGUAGCCAAAGAGAUGGCUUCUGCUGCAGUGAAAUGCAUCAGGAAAGAGAUCCGGGAUCUUUAUGUCAAUAUUCAGACUGUUAGAGAGCCGGAUAAUGAGGCCUUUGGAACAGGGUCGGGAAUUAUAAUUGUUGCAGAGACAUCCACUGGCUGCUUGCUGGCAGGAUCAUCCCUUGGUAAAAGAGGUAAAAAUGCAGACAAAGUUGGAAUUGAAGCAGCAGAGAUGUUGCUGGGAAACCUUCGGCAUGGAGGUGCUGUGGAUGAUUAUCUGCAGGACCAAUUGAUCAUUUUCAUGGCUUUAGCAAAUGGGAAAUCGAGAAUAAAAACUGGACCAAUUACACUGCACACAGAAACUGCGAUACAUUUUGCAGAACUGCUGACAAAAGCUAAGUUUACAGUGGCAAAAUCAGAAGACGAAGAGUCUUCCAAGGAGGCCCAUAUUAUUGAGUGCCAAGGAAUUGGAUUGCUAAAUACAAAUCUCUAGUUAUUACUCUUGGUGGAAUAGUGUAAUGUUUAUUUUGAUUUGUUUUUCUUUAAAUAUCUGCAUAAAUGUAUUGCAUUUUGUUCACUGGAAUGUUUGAAUAAAGUGCUUCCUUAAAUUCCCUUUGUUAUUAAAUUAAUAAUAAAUGUACUUCUUUAUUGGGCUUAUAUCUUGCCUCAGCCCAAAAACUAUUAGUGGCUUAUGUGAUAGGAAUGG